AUUAUUUCAAUUACCAUAUCAACCAACCAUGAUCAUAGGGUCUACUAGAACAUAGAAUUCCAAUUUUACUCCUUGUCCUUCUCAAAACACUAUAAUAACCUUAACUUAAACGUUAAUACCGCCAUCCUUUCCAUAUUUAUUGUAAAGAGAAUUCUUUCAAAAAAAAAAAAAGAGUCAGUAGUAAAUCCCGCAAGAGUAGGUAAACACACAAUGACCUAAGACAACAAUAAAAUCCUCUUCAAUAAGACCUCCUCUCAAUUGUCAAAAUUAUACGCAUCUUUUCUUCAUUCUCUCUCUCUCCUCUUUUCUUUUUUAUUUUCUCUCUCCUCAUCUUUGCUGCUACUACUACUAAAACAACAAUAGUACUACUCAACUCCAGCUCAUUCAUAAUUUUAAGUUUAAUUUACAACAUUAGUACAACUUUCAACUUAACCAUAAACUACAGGUGUUCGUCUCCAAUUUAUUCCCUUUCAUAUUGUAAUAAAAUCUUCAUUAUUUUGAAUCUUUCCAUAAAAAAAAAUAUUGAAAAAAUGGAAGUUUUUAAAGGGAGUAGUCCUUUAAGAAAAUCCCCUCCUAAAAACUCUUCUUCUUCACCUUCUUCUACAAAUUCUCCAAAUAAUAGUGCUAAACAUAGUAGUAGUACAAGUAAUAGCAAUACUAAGAAGAAGAAAAAUAGUGUUGAAGAAGAAGAAAGACUUGGAUUACUUCAAAGUAGAAACGACCCAAUGAAUACUUCUUUCAACUCUGAUUUCUCUGUUAAAAUUGAACCUUCAGCUUCAACUUCUUCGUCUGCGGCUUCUGCUGGUGUUACCAUUGCUCCCGCCGUUGAACCCACCAAAUCUCCCCCACCCAGUAAUGCUGCCGCUGGUUCCGGACUAUGUCCGCCUAUUGUUCGUGGGUCGAGCUAUGAUUUCCAGAAUGACGCGUUUGCUGCUCAAGUUUCGACAAUGAAAAAACCCGUUAAAAUGAACAAUGAAGUGCAACAUCAAAAUAACGGCGGUGGUGGUGAUGAUGACGAUGAUUCAUCUUCGGGGGAGUUUGAUUUCCCGAAAGGAGAGGUGGAUUUGGAGAACCAAUGUUUAUCGCCGGUGAAUGAGAGUCCGAAUGAUUACGGGAGGAUUACGCCUCGAACGCACCAUCAUACGGUGUCGUUUAAAGAGAGUGAGCUGGUUCAGAAGAGGGUGAGUGAUGAUGGUGGGCGGAAUCAAAGCCAAACUAUGGCGGGGGUUAGCGGAAGAGAUGACGGAGAUCAGGUUGUUCAGUGUAGUGGGUCAAACGCAUCGUUUCAGCAGAAGAAACCUGGGUUAAUGAGGAUGAAGACUAAGUCCAGAUUAAUGGACCCACCUGAAGAUGAUAAAAGAUCUGGGAGAUUAAAUCGUUCUGGGUUUAUUGGAAAGAGUGAAGAAAUUGAAGAAGAUGAUCCAUUUGGUGAGGAUUUACCAGAAGAAUAUAAAAAAGGGAAGUUGAGUUUCUUUACUGUAUUGCAAUGGGUUAGUUUAGUGUUAAUUGUUGCUGCUUUAAUAUGUAGUCUUGUGAUUAAACGUUUUAGGGAUAAAGCUAUUUGGGAUAUGCAAUUAUGGAAGUGGUUUGUUAUGGGGUUAGUCUUAAUUUGUGGUGGGUUGGUUUCUGGGUGGUUGAUUCAUCUUGUUGUCUUCUUUAUUGAGCGUAAUUUCUUGCUUCGAAAGCGGGUUUUGUAUUUUGUUUAUGGAUUGAGGAGUUCUGUGCAGAAGUUUUUGUGGUUAGGGUGGGUUUUACUUGCUUGGAUUUUGAUUUUGGAUAAGAAGGUUGAGAAGGAGACUAGUAGUCAGGUUUUGCCUUAUGUUACAAAGAUUUUGAUCUGUUUUAUGGUGGCUACAUUGAUGUGGUUGAUUAAGACUUUGUUGCUUAAGGUGUUGGCUAUGAAUUUCCAUGUUACCGCCUUCUUUGAUAGGAUUCAGGACGCGUUGUUUAAUCAAUAUGUGAUUGAGACCUUGUCUGGACCGCCUUACCUUGAGAUUCAGCGUAUUCAGGAAGAGGAGGAGAGGGUUGUUUCGGAGGUUAAUAAGCUUCAGAAUGCUGGGGUUUAUAUCCCUCCUGAUCUUAGAGCGAGUUGUUUGCCUAAUGAAGGGAAACCGCCAGCAGGGAGUGGAAGGUCGAGUGCAAGUGCCUUGCAGAGAAGUCCUCGUAUUGGGAAGAGUCCUAGGAGUUCAGUGAUUGGGAAGAGUCCUAGGGCACCGUCAAACUCUAGGAGGGAAGAGGAAGAAAAGGAUGAUGGGAUUAGUAUUGAUCACUUGCACAGAUGGAAUCAGAAGAAUGUAUCUGCUUGGAAUAUGAAGAGGUUGAUGAAUAUUGUUCGUAAGGGGGCUCUGUCUACUCUUGACGAGCAGCUUGAUCCAAAUUUAGAGGAGGAUGACUCGGCAUUGCAUAUUCGUAGUGAGAAGGAAGCAAAAGCUGCUGCCAAGAGAGUAUUCACUAAUGUUGCUCCACCAGGUUCAAAAUAUAUACAAUUGGCGGACUUGAUGCGCUUUCUGAGGGAAGAUGAAGCACACAGGACAAUAAAUAUGUUUGAAGGAGCUCUUGAUGGUAAAGGGAUCAGCAAACGAUCACUUAAAAACUGGGUGGUUAAUGUGUUUAGAGAAAGAAGGGCUCUUGCAUUGUCCCUCAAUGACACAAAGACAGCUGUGAACAAGCUUCACCAUCUGGUGAAUAUUAUUGUCGGUAUUGCUGUUAUAAUUAUCUGGCUUCUGAUCCUAGGUGUCCCCGUUACUCACUUUCUGGUCUUUGUGAGCUCCCAAGUUGUUGUACUUGCCUUCAUGUUUGGUAACACUUGCAAGACAACAUUCGAAGCAAUCAUCUUUUUGUUUGUUAUGCAUCCUUUUGAUGUAGGUGAUCGUUGUGAAAUUGAAGGAGUCCAGAUGAUUGUGGAGGAGAUGAAUAUAUUGACUACCGUGUUUUUGAAAUAUGACAACCAUAAAAUCAUUUAUCCAAACAGUGUGCUAGCAACCAAGCCUAUCAGCAACUACUACCGAAGUCCAGAUAUGGGAGACUUCAUUGAUUUCUGCGUACACGUCUCAACUCCGGGGGAAAAGUUAUCUUUGAUGAAGGAAAGAAUAACAAGGUACAUUGACAACAAGUCAGAUCACUGGUACCCAGCGCCAAUGAUUGUAAUGAGGGAUGUGGAUGACAUGAACAAGAUAAAGUUUUCGCUUUGGGUAUCACAUAGGAUGAACCAUCAAGACAUGGGAGAGAGAUGGGUGAGGAGAUCCCUUCUUGUCGAGGAAAUGGUCAAGAUCUUCAAAGAUCUUGACAUUGAGUACCGCAUGUUGCCCAUGGACGUCAAUGUCAGAAACUUACCGCCUGUGGUAUCCGAUAGGGUUCCAUCUAACUGGGCUACUUGUGCAAGAUGAUGAGUUUUAUGGAACACGUCUGUGGAGAGCAGCUCUGUCAGUGCCUUUGGUUGACAUGCUAUAAUGCUACAUUGCUAGCAACACUAGGCGGAAUCAUGGGAAAGGUUGAGGAGAUUUUUUACUCCUUGCCUUUCCUGUGGCGCCAGUUUUCCCUGUAAGAACUGGCCAGAGUUGCGAAUCAUAAUGUAUAUUAUCAUCUUUAUUAGGUUUUGAUAACUCGAUUAGUAUUAUUCUAUUUUGUGCUUUA
Messenger RNA from Chenopodium quinoa (quinoa), 3633 nucleotides. Its product is annotated as mechanosensitive ion channel protein 6-like. The record is from RefSeq and is a predicted model, not a curated record. The transcript is spliced from 5 exons. Gene Ontology annotation, molecular function: mechanosensitive monoatomic ion channel activity. Lineage: Eukaryota; Viridiplantae; Streptophyta; Magnoliopsida; Caryophyllales; Amaranthaceae. The coding region runs from base 531 to 3386 and encodes 951 amino acids. Gene Ontology annotation, cellular component: plasma membrane. Gene Ontology annotation, biological process: monoatomic anion transport; transmembrane transport.